AAAUUCUCCGGUGAAAAAUGUCAGGGCGCGGCAAGGGAGGCAAGGGAUUGGGCAAAGGAGGAGCCAAGCGUCACAGGAAGGUUCUCCGGGACAACAUCCAGGGCAUCACCAAGCCCGCCAUUCGCCGUUUGGCUCGCAGAGGCGGCGUCAAGCGUAUCUCUGGUCUCAUCUAUGAAGAGACCAGAGGUGUCCUCAAGAUCUUUCUCGAGAACGUCAUCCGUGACGCCGUCACUUACACUGAGCACGCUCGCAGGAAGACCGUCACCGCCAUGGAUGUUGUCUAUGCUUUGAAGAGGCAGGGAAGGACUCUCUAUGGAUUUGGGGGUUAAAUCGUUGGGUGUUAGUUUAGAAUUUGGGUGUAAUGAAUAUUUUGUGGUUAAAUAUUAUGUUCAUGUAAUCUGCACCUCGUUCGUGAAGUAAUGGAAGUUUGAUAUUUCGUU
Fragaria vesca subsp. vesca is the source of this 440-nucleotide messenger RNA. RefSeq names its product histone H4-like. Gene Ontology annotation, molecular function: protein heterodimerization activity; structural constituent of chromatin; DNA binding. The record is from RefSeq and is a predicted model, not a curated record. The transcript has a single exon. The coding region runs from base 18 to 329 and encodes 103 amino acids. Gene Ontology annotation, biological process: nucleosome assembly. Gene Ontology annotation, cellular component: nucleosome. Lineage: Eukaryota; Viridiplantae; Streptophyta; Magnoliopsida; Rosales; Rosaceae.